Molecule: messenger RNA, 1908 nt
Organism: Trichosporon asahii var. asahii CBS 2479
Lineage: Eukaryota; Fungi; Basidiomycota; Tremellomycetes; Trichosporonales; Trichosporonaceae
Product: beta-glucan synthesis-associated protein SKN1
Exons: 8
Coding region: 1-1908 (635 amino acids)
Biological process (GO): (1->6)-beta-D-glucan biosynthetic process; fungal-type cell wall organization
Cellular component (GO): endoplasmic reticulum membrane; plasma membrane
Molecular function (GO): glucosidase activity
Source: RefSeq, a predicted model, not a curated record
AUGUCGGUCCCGACACCCCCGCAGUCUCCGCGGCAGCCGAUGGACUACUCGCAGCCAUCCCUUCAACAACGCUACGGUCCGACCGCGUCUGCAAAUCAAGUGCCGUCCACAGCCUCUCUACUCGGUGACGAUUUGCACGAACCGCGAUCGCUGUACAGACUCUCCGCGCAGUCGUCGGGAUCUCGAAUGUCCGGAAUGACUGCUGGCACACGCCUCUCUUCGAUGACAGCCGGCACUCGUCUGUCCGUGCCGUAUUCGGCCGCGAGCUAUGACAGCCGACCCAUGUCUGCUAUUUCUGGGGCAGGAUGGGGUUGGAAUGACCCAGAGGCAGACGACUAUCUGCACAACCCAGACCCAAAGCGCGAUCGCAAGGCCGGGUCGAUCUUCACUGUUCGUGGUGUCACCAAUAUCGGAUGCUUGUUCGUCUUGCUGCUCUGCCUCAUCACACUGUUUGCUGGGUACCCGAUCAUCACUGCAUUCACAGACAAGCAGCAGGCCAAGAAUGGGGCGUUCAACCUGGGAGGAGUGAAUGCGUCCGGCCAAGUUCCUCUCAUCGAGAAUUUCCCUAAAAUGAUCGACGACGACACUCCGGACGACGUCAAAAACGACGUCAGGAUCGGAUACGAUGGCCAUGAGUACACGCUCGUCUUCUCGGACGAGUUUGAAAAGCCCGGCAGAACGUUCUACCACGGUGACGACCCCUUUUGGGAGGCUGUCGACUUCCACUAUUGGCCCACCGGCGACCUUGAAUGGUAUGACCCCGAGAUGAUCACGACCGAGAACGGGCAUUUGAAGAUUACCCUGCUGCAGGAGCGAACGCAUGAUCUGAACUUCCGCUCGGGCAUGCUGCAGUCUUGGAACAAGCUGUGCUUCCAGUGGAGUUACUACAUGGAGGUAGCGGUUGUUCUGCCUGGGACUUCCAAGGUUGGAGGUUUCUGGCCCGGUGUGUGGACAAUGGGCAAUCUCGGCCGCCCGGGCUAUGGAGGAACGACGGAUGGUCUCUGGCCAUACACCUACGACAGCUGCGACGUCGGUACCCUGUGGGCCCAGGUGUGGCCUAACGGUACCGACCCUCAGGCCGCUACGUACACGGGUGGCGGUGAGAACGGCCAACUCUCCUCCUGCACUUGCAAAGGCGAAGAUCAUCCCGGCCCUUCUCACGACGUUGGCCGCGGUGCUCCUGAGGUUGAUCUCAUCGAGGCCCAAAUCUGGACGGAUUCCGGUACCGGUACGAUGUCGCAAUCGUUCCAGGUUGCCCCAUUUGAUGACUACUACCAAUUCAAGAACCACACCUCUGACCAGGAUGUCGCCUCAAACGAUGUCUACGUCGAGAACCUGCUUCGCAACAACGACGAGGCCAACUUCCGACCUGAUCGCCCUAGCGAAACGGCCUGGAACCCGUACCUUGGCGGUCCCUUGCAGCAAGCCGUUUCUGGCCUGACGUCUGUGCCUAGCGAUGUCUACUACGAGCAUGAUGAGCCACGCUUCAAUACCUACGGUGUGUACUUGGUUCGCUAUCCCUUCGCGUCUGCUAAUAAAACAGGUGUUGAAGUCUACGCCGACCCUAAUGACCGAGAGAACGGCGGCCACAUUACGUGGAUGGCCAAUGGCAAGAAGUCGUGGACCGUCAGGCCGUCGGCUGUUCGCGCAAACGACAAGACGCAGAUCGGCCAGCGCCUCAUCCCCGAAGAGCCUAUGACCAUGGCGGUGGACGUGGCUCACAUGCACUUCCCGAACUACAUGCUUGUCGAUUAUGUCCGUGUAUGGCAACGCAAGGAGGGGAAGAUCGGUUGCGAUCCGGCGGACCACCCCACGGCCAAAUACAUCGCAGACCACCCGGACAUUUACAACAAUGCCAACAUUACAACCUGGAAGCAAGCGGGCUACAAGCCGGUGGUGAGUGGUUGA